Molecule: messenger RNA, 2591 nt
Organism: Mercurialis annua (annual mercury)
Lineage: Eukaryota; Viridiplantae; Streptophyta; Magnoliopsida; Malpighiales; Euphorbiaceae
Product: probable WRKY transcription factor 32
Exons: 5
Coding region: 172-1440 (422 amino acids)
Biological process (GO): regulation of DNA-templated transcription
Molecular function (GO): DNA-binding transcription factor activity; sequence-specific DNA binding
Source: RefSeq, a predicted model, not a curated record
UCUUAACCCCACCUUUUGUCUCUCUCACACUUCUUUCUAAAAAAAAAAACGAUUCCGACAUGAAAAAUCCGAUACCCACUGAUUAAAAUCGGGUCUAAAUGUUUUUCUGACUAUAAAAAUAAAUUAAAAAAUGAACUGUUUUUGAAGCUUUACUCUCUGUUGGAAUUGGAAAUGGCAGACAGUGAGAGCCUCGAAGCUAUCCAUGUACGACAACUGCAAAAACGACAAGUUGGUGAAGAAAACGACGUCGCUUUACUAGACGAAGAAGAAUUAGAAAGCGACGACGAAGAAACUGAUGAAGUAGAAGGGAGUCAACUGGAUCAAUUUGCCGAGUUGCAUCAACAGCAGUUAUCGAGUACUCAAGUGGACGAUGAGCUGUGGGGGCCGCAAUUGGGAGGUUUACCGGCGGUUCCGUUACCGGAGAAUGAUCAGCGUGUAGCAGGUUUGAAGAAUAAGAAUAAGAAUAAUAUUAAUAAUUAUUCAGCUUCGGAAACGCACGUGAUUGAUGCUCAACUCAAGGACAAAGAUAAGGGAUCACAACCAGAAGAUUUAGGAAGUGUAAGAACCCAGGGUGCUGAAGCUCAGACCCAAAAUAAGCUUCAAUCUUCUAUAUGCCCAACAUCCUCGUCAGAACUUUCACCAACUUCUGUUACACAACCAAUAUCAUCUGCACCAAGUCCAACUUUACCAGAACCUAGACUGACCCCUCCCAAGGUUAGUAAUAAUGCGUGUACACCGAAAGCAGUCAAAAGUAUUUGUCUUCCCGUUGUGAGAGUCCAUAUGCCCGAUGGUUAUAACUGGCGGAAAUAUGGCCAGAAGCAAGUGAAGAGUCCCGAAGGUUCUCGAAGUUAUUACAAGUGCACUUAUUCUGACUGCUGUGCCAAAAAAAUUGAAUGUACUGAUAAUUCUGGCCAUAUGAUAGAGAUUGUAAAUAAAGGAGCUCACAGCCAUGAUCCACCUCGUAAAAGCAAUUGCACAAGAGAAAGCAAAGUUGCUUUGUUAUCUACCCCCGUUUUGGACGAUAGCAUAACAGAACAGUCCACUGGAAUGCUUACAGAUUCAAAUCAAACCACGUUGUCUAAAGAAUCUUUACAGGAAAUGCCAGCCAUUCCCGAUAAAAAACGUCAGAAUUCAAGUGGAUCCGAUGAGAAUGGAAAAUUUCUUAUCAAAGAGGAGCAUGCCAGUGAACGUGAACCAAAACGAAGAGUGAAGAAGGAGAGCUUAGAAUGUUCAGGAACUUCCUUAAAACCUGGAAAGAAACCUAAAUUUGUCGUCCAUGCAGCCGGUGAUGUGGGAAUUUCAGGUGAUGGGUAUAGAUGGCGCAAAUAUGGACAAAAAAUGGUGAAGGGAAACCCCCAUCCCAGCCCUAGCAGGAACUUCAGAGGGAAAGGAAAUCGAGUGGUAUCUAGCUUUGUGUAUGUUGUGGAGAUUUGUGAAUGAGAGAAUUAAAUGUCUGAAGUUUUAUAGAGCAGAGUUCCUCAUUCAAAUUUACACAUAGUUGAAUCUCGACCUACUCAUGUUCUGCUGCAGUUGCAUCCAAAUUAUAUAUCUUGAUCUCCCUCAAUCUAUGGCAGUAAGGCAGCAAGUCUCUAAUAAUUUCCUGGAGUUCAGUCAUCAUUGUUAGAUAAACCUCCUAUCCAUAGCCUAUAGUUUUUUAUUGGUUGAUCCUCUGCCAAGUGUGGUUGAUGGGAUUGAUUCUAAAGCUAAUUCCCAUAUUCGUAAUCCGGUUAUUUAAUAUUUUUAGCUGUAUAUUGUACUCUCGCUUGAAGCUAAAUUAGUUAACUUGCUCAUAAUAACCUCCUCAUUAGGAAGGUGGAUGUGCAAAUGAAGGAGAAGCUGAAAAGCCAAGUUAAAGCAUUUCGCUUUUUAGGCUAGGCAGUUUGCUGAUUGUUACUUGUUACAGCGUCUACUACAGAUGCUAGUCUUUCAAGGAGGUUACUCACUGUGUCAGACAAUUUAAAUGAAUGUUGAUACCCUGUAAGGCAUCAUAGCUUCUGGUGAACAGCUGAGAAUAUUGUUAUUUCUUUCAGGUAGUAGGUUGAUGCCUUCUGGCUCCUAAAUUGGUGCAACUGAACUGAAGCAUGUCUAGUUUGAGGUGGCUGGCUUAUGGGGAAACGUGUAUUUAAAUAAUCUCCACAAAAUAGCUUUCAACAUUUAGUUAUUCGAGUGUUUUCCAAUAUCCUACAACAAAACCUAUACACUCUUGCAAUAGUAUUGGCUUUUUAUUAUUAUUAAAUGGGUCCUCGGAUUGGUAAACUAUUCCAUUAAUGUUAGCAACUUCAGUUUUUGGGCAACUGCAUUGGCUUUAUGGUUUUGCAAUGAUGAGACUGAAGUAGGCAUAUAAGAAACCUUAUAUUCUUUGCUUUUUUAAUUUGUAUAUUUUUAUAGACCUUAUGUAGCUUUCAAUUUCAUAUGUUAAGCUCGUUGGUGGUUGAAUUUCUUGCAUACAGAAUAUCUUAAUGUCUAUUAAUUGUGGAAGCAGCAUUCCUUGGACCCGAUUUCAUAAACCAUUGAAAUUUUGUUAUUCAUUUCUUGAUCUGAGUUGCUCUUCCAAUUCAAUAUAGUCUUGGAUUUUGUUCUUUGUUCUGAUU